Messenger RNA from Peromyscus leucopus (white-footed mouse), 2725 nucleotides. RefSeq names its product forkhead box D3 (gene Foxd3). The transcript has a single exon. Gene Ontology annotation, biological process: cell differentiation; regulation of transcription by RNA polymerase II; anatomical structure morphogenesis. Lineage: Eukaryota; Metazoa; Chordata; Mammalia; Rodentia; Cricetidae. Gene Ontology annotation, molecular function: RNA polymerase II cis-regulatory region sequence-specific DNA binding; DNA-binding transcription factor activity, RNA polymerase II-specific. Bases 669 to 2090 code for a protein of 473 amino acids. The record is from RefSeq and is a predicted model, not a curated record.
CCCACGGGAUGCUAGCGCCUUGUCGGUCAGGAGUUGCGCUUCUCUUGUCCCUUUGUUGACAAUUCCCUGAACCAACUUGAGUUUGGCCGGCUCCACCGCGGCCCUGACGUCACGCGCGGUCACGUGGCCCCGCCUCCCGCUGGAUCUUUAAGUAGAAAGUAAUCUAUCAGGCCAGUCCUUAAAACGGGACUUUCGACUACCCGGGCUUGGCGUCCCUGUCACCCCCCACCCCACCCCCGCGGUUGCCCCAGUCCGCGCCCUCCGGAGCUGCUUGGCACCCGGCGUCCCGCUCUCGCCCGGACAGCUUCUGAGCCCCACGCCCAAGCCAGAGAGGCCGAAGAAGGCUGGCGAAGUGAGGGGGGCGCGGCGUGGAGGAACCUUCGGGGUCGCGAGCAGUAGCUGCCGCCUCGUAGGGAAGCGUCGGGGACCGCAGGAGUUCGUGGAGGCGCGGCUGCGGGCGGCGGAGCGCAGCGCCCGCACCGCGCGAUGCCGGGCCUCCGUGUGUGAGCUGACCCAGGAGGGCCCCGAAGCUACCUGUGCCUUCCCCUCCCCCUCCGCUCUCUUUCGGGGGGCACCCGCACCCCCUCUCCCUGAGGUCCGCGGCCGCCCCUCACGGACCCCCUCGCCCUCUGCUCGCUCCCGGCCGCCGCCACCAACCCCGUGGAGGGAUGACCCUCUCCGGCGGCGGCAGCGCCAGCGAUAUGUCCGGCCAGACGGUGCUGACGGCCGAGGACGUGGACAUCGAUGUGGUGGGCGAGGGCGACGACGGGCUGGAUGAGAAAGACAGCGACACCGGCUGCGAUAGCCCCGCGGGGCCGCCGGAGCUGCGCCUGGACGAGGCGGACGAGGGGCCACCGGCGACCGCUCAUCACGGCCAGUCUCAGCCGCCCCACCAACAACCUCUGGCACUGUCCACCGAGGCGGCCGCGGCCGGGCCGGGGAACGACGCCGGAGCGCCGGAGGCCGACGGCUGCAAGGGCGGCGAGGACGCGGUGGCAGGCGGCGGUGGGCCCGGCGCGGGCGGCGGUGCCGCGGGAGGUCUGACCCCGAGCAAGCCCAAGAACAGCCUGGUGAAGCCACCCUACUCCUACAUCGCGCUCAUCACCAUGGCCAUCCUGCAGAGCCCGCAGAAGAAGCUGACCCUGAGCGGCAUCUGCGAGUUCAUCAGCAACCGCUUCCCCUACUACCGGGAGAAGUUCCCCGCCUGGCAGAACAGCAUCCGCCACAACCUGUCGCUCAACGACUGCUUCGUCAAGAUCCCCCGCGAGCCGGGCAACCCGGGCAAGGGCAACUACUGGACCCUGGACCCCCAGUCCGAGGACAUGUUCGACAACGGCAGCUUCCUGCGGCGCCGGAAGCGCUUCAAGCGCCACCAGCAGGAGCACCUGCGCGAGCAGACGGCGCUCAUGAUGCAGAGCUUCGGCGCCUACAGCCUGGCUGCGGCGGCGGGCGCAGGACCCUACGGCCGCCCCUACGGCCUGCACCCCGCGGCGGCGGCGGCGGGCGCCUACUCGCAUCCCGCGGCCGCGGCGGCGGCGGCGGCGGCAGCGGCGCUCCAGUACCCGUACGCGCUGCCGCCCGUGGCGCCCGUGCUGCCGCCCGCCGUGCCCCUGCUGCCCUCGGGCGAGCUGGGCCGCAAAGCGGCCGCCUUCGGCUCGCAGCUCGGCCCGAGCCUACAGUUGCAGCUCAACACCCUGGGCGCCGCCGCGGCGGCCGCGGGCACGGCGGGCGCGGCGGGCACCACGUCGCUCAUCAAGUCCGAGCCCAGCGCGCGGCCGUCGUUCAGCAUUGAGAACAUCAUAGGCGCGGGAUCCGCGGCGCCGGGGGGCUCGGCUGGGGGUGGCGGGAGCGCGGGCGGGGCUGGGGGCGGCGGGGGCGGCGGCGGCAGCACCCAGUCCUUCCUGCGGCCGCCCGGGACUGUGCAGUCCGCGGCGCUCAUGGCCACGCACCAGCCCCUGUCGCUGAGCCGGACGACUGCCACCAUCGCGCCCAUCCUGAGCGUGCCGCUGUCUGGACAGUUCCUGCAGCCCGCAGCCUCUGCCGCCGCCGCUGCCGCCGCCGCCGUUCAAGCCAAGUGGCCCGCGCAAUAGUGAUGAGCCGGUGGUGGCCCGGCCGGGCGGCGGCCUCCGGCAGAGCCUGCGCUUCUUUCAGGCUGUGCGCCCGCUCUGAUCCUGGUCUUUCUGCCCUGGUCCUGGUCCCUCUACCCAAUCCUGGACUCUGCCACCCGCCCCAGACUCCCCAACACCGACCAACAGCGGCCUCCAUCCCCUCGCUCACCUAAGCUGGCCGGGCAAACUCAACACGCGUCCGCUGGGAAUAGCUUUCCGUACAGGUAAACUGAUAACCGAAUUUCCAAAAAUGCACCCGGACGGCGCCUGCUCUCAGUACUGUGGGGGUGGGAGGGAAAUCCUUUGUACAUAUUUGUAUAAAAAUCAUUGACUUUCUUUUUGGGGUUUUUAUUUUUUUAAGGAAAAAAAAAAACAAAUUCAGUAGAUUUAGAGAUCUGAACUUUCAUUUUUUUUGAAGGUUCACUCUCCGCAGUUUUAUCUGAGAAAAAGAAUGUAUAGAGACGUUGGGAGAUUUUAAAUACAAAAAAAUUUUUCAAAAAGGCGAAGUGUCAUUGUAUUAUAAAAGUCUGUUUAUAUAUGAAUGAAUAUAUAUGGUAUUCUAAAUGUUAUUCCAUCAUGUUGUACACAACUUUGUAAAUAAAUUUUUAAAAUGCUCA